Microthlaspi erraticum is the source of this 1440-nucleotide messenger RNA. NCBI's taxonomy places the organism in Eukaryota, Viridiplantae, Streptophyta, Magnoliopsida, Brassicales, Brassicaceae. The record is from the annotation of a GenBank genome assembly.
AUGGAACAGUCUCUUCAUGCGCAUGUGAUGCUCGUAUCUUUCCCAGGCCAAGGCCACAUAAACCCUCUUCUUCGUCUUGGAAAGCUUCUAGCCUCUAAAGGCUUAAUAGUCACCUUUGUCACCACAGAGCAUCCAUGGGGCAAGAAGAUGCGUCAAGCCAACAAGAUUCAAGACGGCGUGCUCAAACCGGUUGGUUUAGGUUUCCUCCGGUUCGAGUUCUUCAACGACGGUUUAGCCGACGACGACGAAAAAAGACUCGACUUCCAUGCCUACCGACCACACCUUGAACUUGUCGGAAAACGAGAGAUCAAGAAACUCGUCGAGAGAUACGAGAAGGAACCGGUGACGUGUCUUAUAAACAACCCUUUCGUGUCGUGGGUAUGUGACGUGGCCGAUGAGCUUCGAAUCCCUUCGGCUAUUCUAUGGGUCCAGUCUUGUGCUUGCCUCACCGCGUAUUACUAUUACCACCACCGGUUAGUUAAGUUUCCGACCAAAACCGAACCGGAGCUUAGCGUUCAAAUCCCCUCCUUGCCGUUACUGAAGCAUGACGAGAUCCCAAGCUUUCUUCACCCUUCCUCUCCAUACGCAGCUUAUGGAGAAGUCAUUUUAGACCAGUUCAAGCGACUCGAAAACCACAAGCCUAUCUCUAUUUUCAUCGACACUUACCAAGAACUAGAAAAAGACAUCAUCGACCACAUGUCACACCUCCUCCCUCAAGUCAGCAUUAGCCCUGUUGGUCCGCUAUUAAAGAUGGCUCAAACCAUAAGCUCUGACAUUAAGGGAGACAUAGCCGAGCACGCGGGUGAGUCCAUUGAGUGGCUUGACUCGAGAGAGCCAUCUUCCGUCGUUUACAUCUCUUUUGGGACUGUGGCUCACUUGAAGCAAGAACAGAUCGAUGAGAUCGCUCAGGGACUUGUAAUCUCUGGCUUGUCUUUCUUAUGGGUUGUGCGGCCUCCCAUGGAAGGAUUAGGAGUAAAACCAUAUGUUUUGCCUCGAGAGCUUGAAGGGAAGGGUAAGAUAGUGGAAUGGUGUCCACAAGAGAAAGUGUUGGCUCAUCCCGCGAUUUCUUGCUUCCUAAGUCACUGCGGAUGGAACUCAACGAUGGAGGCUUUGUCUUCUGGAGUUCCCGUGGUUUGUUUUCCGCAGUGGGGAGAUCAGGUGACGGAUGCCGUGUACUUGGUUGAUGUUUUCAAGACAGGAGUGAGACUCAGCCGUGGAGCGUCUGAGGAGAAGAUUGUGUCGAGGGAGCUAGUGGCGGAGAAGCUUCUUGAGGCCACCGUUGGAGAGAAGGCAGUGGAGCUGAGGGAAAACGCUCGGAGGUGGAAGGAGGAGGCGGAGGCCGCCGUGGCGAGCGGUGGAUCAUCUGAUUUGAACUUUAACGAGUUCGUGGACAAGUUUGUCACGGAACCUGUGGCGAGAAAAGACGACGGAAAACACUAA